CAAAUGACCAAUACAAUGAAAAGUUGUCUUCAGUUUAUUUACUGUGCUUUUUGUAAGCAACUUAACACAGAACAAAAAUAACGUAGAAGGAAGAAAGAUACAACCCAGGAACUAAAGAAAAAUAAAUGAAAUUGUGAAAAUACAGAAAUCGAAGUCAGCACAUAUUUGAGAUAUGAUAAAAUAUCAUAAAAAAGUCAGCAUAAGUCCGGAGUCAGUGAUAGAAGUUAGACCUUGCGCUAAAAGUGAAAGUAACGAGAAUGACGAGCAAAAUGAAAUCGAUGCAGUGGAGGAAGCAAGAGCGUCUGAAAUCAGAAGUUUAUGUAACCACUGGAAAAUGUUUGUUGUGAUCAUCAUUCCUAUAUCAGCAAUAAUAAUGCUCUCUGGAAUUUCAUUAACUCGAGCAUCUAGGAUCAAACAAAGUACAUCAUUAGCUAUAGAGAAUAUAGACGACAAUUUGAAAAUGAGUGAACUGAUACAGCAUCUACAACGAGAACGAGGCAUGUCUACAUCUUUCAUUGGAACAUCAAAUGUAUCAUCCGCUAUAUUAAAGCAGCUACAUAUAAUGAGACAAGAAACAAAUACAAGUUUAAACAACAUAAAAUGGCCUUACUUUGGUAUUUUUGUAAUGAAUUCUUAUUGGACGAAAGAAGAUUUGCUAACAUCAUUAGCCGAGCAUAGAAGGUAUGUUGAGAAUAGAUCUAUAAAGAUCCUCUAUAAUUUAGACUAUUAUACUACAAUUACUCAUGCCUUGUUGAAGUAUAUAGUUCAAUCUGUUACUCCAUCGGAUAAUGCAGCAGUACAACAGAUGGUAGUGGCUAGUGAAGCUCUAUUAUCACUGACAGAUGACAUAGGCAUCCAAAGAGCUAUUGGGACGACAUUUGUUACCUCUUGUGGAUGGCAAUCUACAGAAAUAGAGACGUACUACACGACAUUACAUGGACGGUCAUCAGCGUUUUUAGACACAGCAAUACAUCAUCAUAGGAACAUUGAAACACAGUUAACACAAAAGAUUCAAAAUUCUGCUUAUUUGUCAUAUUUUGCCGAUCAAUAUUAUUCAUUUGAAUUGUUUAAGGAUUAUAAAAAUAUUUGUUCCAAGACGUCACAAUAUGAGAGAGAAACAAAAAGUAUAAAAUGGUUCAGUAAUAUGACAAUAUUCAUUGAUAUAUUUUUCGAAAUUCGACAAGCUAUCAACACAGAUAUACAAUCUUUUUCAGAAGCUAUACAAAUAGUUGCUCAGUUUGAGUUUAAUCUCUUUCUAUCUACUUUGGUAGCUGUUGUAACAAUUAGCGCUAUUUUGUUUACUUCGUAUGUGUACUUUGUUGCCAAAAUGACAGGCAAUUUAUUAAAGUUAGCUGAGAAAGUUAAAAGGAAGACUGAAAAGCUGGCAAAAGAGAAGAACAAGACUGAUUCUCUACUCUACCAGAUGUUACCAAAACAAAUUGUUAGAAAUUUGAAAAAAGGGACGUCAUCUAUGGCGGAAUUGUUCAAUGAAGUGACAAUAUACUUUAGUGAUAUUGUAGGAUUUACGCAACUAGGAGCUGAAAGUAACCCUAUCGAAAUUGUUAACUUGCUGAAUGACUUAUACAGUUUACUUGACAAAUGCAUAGAUAAAUAUGAUGUUUAUAAAGUGGAAACGAUUGGUGAUUCUUACAUGGUGGCCAGUGGGGUACCGACACCAAAUGGAAGGAAUCAUGCACCGGAAAUAGCAUUAAUGGCCUUGCAAAUUCGACAGGAGGUCAAAGGGUAUACUAUUUCACACAUGCCGGGUAGAACGCUUCAGAUUAGGAUAGGACUUAAUUCAGGACCAUGCGUUGCUGGAUGUGUUGGCACUAAAAUGCCAAGAUAUUGUCUGUUUGGUGACACAGUCAAUACAGCAUCUAGAAUGCAGUCUUUCGGCAUCGGUGGAAAGAUACAUAUAAGUAGUGUUACACAAGAAAUCUUGAGCCAUAUUGGGAAUUUUAUAACAGAGUUCAGAGGUCUUAUUGAUGUGAAGGGAAAAGGACAAAUGGCUACAUAUUGGUUGGAGAAAUUCCAAGUUGGCAAACAUGUGUAA
This is a messenger RNA of Mytilus trossulus (common blue mussel), 2053 nucleotides long. RefSeq names its product guanylate cyclase soluble subunit beta-2-like. Bases 173 to 2053 code for a protein of 626 amino acids. Gene Ontology annotation, biological process: cGMP biosynthetic process; receptor guanylyl cyclase signaling pathway; intracellular signal transduction. The record is from RefSeq and is a predicted model, not a curated record. Gene Ontology annotation, cellular component: plasma membrane. Lineage: Eukaryota; Metazoa; Mollusca; Bivalvia; Mytilida; Mytilidae. The transcript is spliced from 6 exons. Gene Ontology annotation, molecular function: peptide receptor activity; guanylate cyclase activity; adenylate cyclase activity.